CACUUAUGCAUUGUCUCGUCCCGACCCCUCAUAAAGUAGACGUGGGGUACAUGAAUGUGAGAAUACUCCGCGGGAUCUCUCAGAUGAAAAGUAGAUGGUGUCGCUAGGUUAGCUUACGUCCUCGUCGGCCUACGCGGCAAGUCACAAUCGAGAAAUACAACUGUCUCGGUUCCUCUAAGUUGACACAUUGUGAAAGACUCGACAUCUCCGGAAGCUUCGUCGACUAAGACAUAAUGACGGGAUCGCGCGGCAUCUCACCGACCGAGCAGUCACCGGUGGCACAACCCGCCCGUGCCCGGCAAAGCAGAAGAUAUGGCUUUGCGUGCUGCAACUGCCGACAUCGAAAAGUGAAAUGCGACGGCGUCUUACCGGCGUGUGGGAAAUGCGUCCUCUCCCGUGAGCAGUGCACAUACAACAAGCGUCCAUCACUGGCAUAUGCGGUUAAUCUACAACACCAACUCAAGGCCUACCAGGAGCGCUUCGAACAACUACGAACCGCUAAAGAUGGCGAUAGAGAUGCUUUAUUAGAAAAACCAGUUACGACUGGCCCACUGCAGGGGUGCAGUACGAGUGACUUUAGUCCACCUCCUGUCGUCGAAUCAGCUACUCACGGCAGCGAUGAAGAUUCAAGCAGCCUCCAGGAGGAAACGUCCAUUGGGACCGAUGGCCAAUUGUGCUUCUACGGUUCUACAAGCCUGUAUCAUAUUUCGCCAUCAGAUGGACACCGAAGCAGCACUCUUUAUAGCAAAGGUCGAGAGACAGGGGCGCCUCACGCUAGGCUUGAACAGCAAGAUGCAAUGACUGCGUUCCUUGCCAAGAUACCCUCUUCGUUGUUGGAUAACUUGCUGUAUACAUAUUGGUGUUGGCCCCACCAUCUACAUUGCGUGUUGAUAAAGAAGAUUUUCAUACGUGAUCUGGAGAAUCUGGGCCCGUUUGUUACGCCAUUCCUCCUCAGUGCUGUAUUGACGCAGGCUGCUCGAUACUCUACAAGGUCGGAUGCUGCAGAGGUUGGACGUCACUUCGCGAAGCAAGCGCGUAAGCUGCUUGAUCUUGACAUUGAUCGCGGAAGCUCAAUUGCCACGAUCCAGGGUUUGCUCAUCUUCUCGGCAAGAGAAUGCGCGUGUGGCAGAACAUCCCAAGGCUGGCUGUAUAGCGGUAUGGCAUUCCGGAUGGCGAGAGACCUAGGUCUUCAUCUCGCUCCAAAGAAGCUCAGCCCCCUAUGUCCACAUUUCUCUGACGAAGACCUUGCGGUACGAAACCAAAUAUUCUGGAGCUGUUACACAUGGGAUAAAACCAUAAGUUUAUGUUUGGGCCGAACUCCAGCAAUUACAAAUGUCAUAGAGCUGCCAAGGCCUGACACGCUUUUGGACGGCCUUGAUGCAGACGAGGAGAUCUGGGAACCCAAGGCGUUUCAGGGCUCUCUGUUCGGAGGUCUUAUGCAACACAGAGCCUUCAGCAGCAGCAGAUUCGUCGCCUAUUGCGAGCUUUGCGUAAUAACUCAUGAUGUCCUUGAUAAGCUCUAUGUCCACAGACACCGUAUGGAAAAGGAUCAGUCAAUGGCACGUUAUCUUGAUCAGACGCUCGAGAAGUUGGAUGAGUGGUGCGUACGACUACCUCGUGAUCUACUCGUACAGGACGAUUCGAAGAGUAUGGAAUGCCCCCCAUUGCAUAUUCUGUUGUUGAAUUUGGUAUAUCAGACUGUCGUAAUCUUACUUUGCCGGCCCUAUCGUGUCAGUUCCGAAACCGCCAAGGCUCGGUGCACACGUGCAGCGCAGAUGACGGAUUCGUUAUUCAUGCUUCAUGUCCGACGGUUUGGCUUCCGCUGCGUGACUUGGUUGCAGACCUAUACAAUGUUUGUGGCGUGCACCAUCAACGUCAAGGACCUGAAGGAGAACCGAGAACAAGAUAACACAAUGUCCAACGCGGAUCUAGCGCGCGCAACUAGUGCUCGCCUCGAUUUUGGCUUAGAGAUCUUACGUCAGGGCGGCAAGAGCACACCGAGCGCUGGACGAUGUGCGGCAAUUGUAGCUCAGUUGCUGAGCAACGCGGGUAGCACGUGUGUUAAUACGCGUCACGUGAGCCAACAGGGAGCAGAAAUCUUGGAGUCGGAUUUACAGAAUGAUGAAUGGCAGCUGGAAAUAACAAGCCUGGAUCCGCAGCCGCAGAGAGAAACAACACAAGCUGACAAAACGCUCGCAACUGUUCCUAAUGUACCCUUCAAUAAACAACACGCGGGUACCGAAAGUCGAACGGCGUCAGAUCUUAUGCACCCCGGAGGUAAUGUGCAAGGACAGAGUCCUGAAGUCCCAAAUAGUGGGAGCAUGCUAGAUGGCAGUAUCACAACAUUUGAUGUAGGAAUACAGUCCCCCUUGGUCAGCACCUUGUUUGGAGGGGCUUCCGAGAAUUUGUGGGAGGGAGGGAGUUGGACGUUGACGGAUACGGAGUUUGACCUGAACAUGGCGUUUAAUAACACGGAUUAAACUGAUAGUAUCUGUUGAAAUAAUAAUUAUAUUUUCUUCUGCUCGCCGAGUACACUACAGAAGCGCCGGCUACAGUGUCAUCG
Xylaria bambusicola is the source of this 2563-nucleotide messenger RNA. Its product is annotated as fungal-specific transcription factor domain-containing protein. The coding region runs from base 234 to 2480 and encodes 748 amino acids. The record is from RefSeq and is a predicted model, not a curated record. The transcript is spliced from 3 exons. Gene Ontology annotation, molecular function: DNA-binding transcription factor activity, RNA polymerase II-specific; zinc ion binding; DNA binding. Lineage: Eukaryota; Fungi; Ascomycota; Sordariomycetes; Xylariales; Xylariaceae. Gene Ontology annotation, biological process: regulation of DNA-templated transcription; DNA-templated transcription.